AUGAAAAACCCGUCUAACUCAUCUAAUAACUUGGUUAUCCACUACUGGUUUGUUUGCGGACAUGACACAAAAGUGGAGGUUGAAUCCGCCGUGCGGAAUGAAAGCGCCGUUUACGGGGAUAUCUUAAGGCUGAACUACACCGAAACAUAUUCAUUGCUUGCCUUUAAGACUAUGAGCUCUCUGUGGCUUGCUUCUACCAUGGACGUUCAGUUUAUCGUCAAAGUGGACGACGACGUAUAUUUGCACGUUCCUAAGAUGAUUUGGUGGCUGAAAACGUCCUCUUUACCUGACAAGCUAUAUGCUGGCGCCGUGCAAGGCGGGGUUAAAUUAAAGGUUGUUAGAGAUCCAACGCAUAAAUGGUUCAUUAGUGAACAAUUAAUUAACGACUCUUGGUUCCCUCCAUACUGUAACGGGCCCUUUUAUAUUUUAUCUAAAAGCGCUCUUCUCGAAUUACUUAAGGUCUCCUCAAAUGAAGGCCUGCCGACACCUUUUCCUUUAGAAGACGCCUAUAUAGGAAUAUUGGCGAAAAGAGUUGGAAUCGCGCCCUUACAGCUUAACGGAAAACAUGUCCUCAUUGCCGGGCCAUGGGUGGGAAUUGGUUUGGAAGAUAAAGAACUUAACGGUUUCUUCGCAUUGGGACAUGGGUUGUCCAUUGAACGAAUGUUCAAACUUCAUACAAGAUUCGCUAACUUGAACUUAAUUCAACUGUAA
Molecule: messenger RNA, 711 nt
Organism: Porites lobata
Lineage: Eukaryota; Metazoa; Cnidaria; Anthozoa; Scleractinia; Poritidae
Source: the annotation of a GenBank genome assembly